Molecule: messenger RNA, 954 nt
Organism: Colletotrichum higginsianum IMI 349063
Lineage: Eukaryota; Fungi; Ascomycota; Sordariomycetes; Glomerellales; Glomerellaceae
Product: RNA polymerase II holoenzyme cyclin-like subunit
Exons: 2
Coding region: 1-954 (317 amino acids)
Biological process (GO): positive regulation of transcription by RNA polymerase II
Cellular component (GO): nucleus; mediator complex
Molecular function (GO): cyclin-dependent protein serine/threonine kinase regulator activity
Source: RefSeq, a predicted model, not a curated record
AUGGCUGCCAACUACUGGGAAUCGACCCAGCGUCGCUUCUGGCUCUUCUCCAAAGACGAACUCCAAACGGUGCGCCAGAAACUCGAAGACGACAAUGCCGAGCUCGUCCAAAUGUUCCCUCUCCCGCAGCCGCGGCACCUGGCCAUAUUCUUUAACCAGCAGGUCAACCGCCUUGGUAAACGCAUGGUCAUUCGACAGCAAGCCAUGGCCACCGCCCAGGUCUACAUCAAACGCUUCUAUACCAAGGUCGAGAUCCGACGAACGAACCCCUACCUGGUGGUCGCGACGGCUCUCUACUUGGCUUGUAAGAUGGAAGAGUGUCCUCAGCAUAUCCGCUUGAUUGUCAGCGAGGCCCGCUCGUUGUGGCCCGACUUUCUAAGUCUCGAUACCUCGAAGCUCGGCGAGUGCGAGUUCUUCAUGAUUUCCGAAAUGAGCUCCCAGCUCAUUGUCUACGCGCCCUACCGAACCCUGAACAGCUAUCAACAGGAACUGAGCCUGACACAAGAGGACGUGAACCUGGGCUGGUCUAUUCUAAACGAUCAUUAUAUGACGGAUCUGCCCCUGCUAUACCCGCCGCACAUCAUUGCGCUCACCGCGAUCCUGCUUGUGCUGGUGCUGCGACCUUCUUCCAGUAUGUCGGGAUCGAACCAACCGACGGCGACGAACAUCGCUGCUGCGAGUGCGGCGCUGGCCCAGGCCCAAGGAAGGGCACCAGGACUGCCUCCAACCCCGGGCACGCCCAAUCCAGCCGACAAGGAGAAGCAACCGGAGGCCAGGUUUGGCCGGGUGCAGCGCUAUGGCGCUUGGUUGGCAGAGAGCAACGUGGAAAUUGCCGCCAUGGUCGACUGCACCCAAGAGCUGAUUUCGUUCUACGAGUGCCAUGAGCAGUACAACGACAAGCUUACCCGGGAACAAAUCAACAGAUUCGUCAAGGCAAGGGUUCUCGACAAGUGA